Molecule: messenger RNA, 714 nt
Organism: Chanos chanos (milkfish)
Lineage: Eukaryota; Metazoa; Chordata; Actinopteri; Gonorynchiformes; Chanidae
Gene: pfdn4
Product: prefoldin subunit 4
Exons: 4
Coding region: 47-454 (135 amino acids)
Biological process (GO): protein folding
Cellular component (GO): cytoplasm; prefoldin complex
Source: RefSeq, a predicted model, not a curated record
GUGCAGGAGGGCGGUGCAAUGUCCGGACGCCGUUCGUCACUCCAAGAUGGCAGCCACCAUGAAGAAAACAGUAGCAGCCGAAGAUGUUAACGUCACCUUUGAGGACCAGCAAAAGAUUAACAAAUUUGCCAGAAACACAAAUCGAAUGACGGAACUGAAAGAUGAGAUAGAGGCUAAAAAAAAAUCCCUGCAGAAUCUCGAGGAUGCCAGUGAUGACCUUAUGAUGUUUGAAGAUGACUCCUUGCUAGUCCCAUAUCAGAUUGGUGAUGUGUUCAUCAGUCACACGCAGGAAGAGACACAAGAGAUGUUGGAUGCAGCAAAGACAGCUUUACAAGAAGAGAUCAAAGAAUUGGAAGGAAGAGUGUCAGCCAUACAGGAAGUGCUUGGAGAUCUAAAAGUUCAGCUGUACGCUAAGUUUGGCAACAACAUCAACCUGGAGGCAGACGAGAGCUGAUAUCGUUACACAGAGGACUUGCUUUUACACACUCUUCACGUGAAUCAAAUGUUUGGGUUCUUACUGCACACUGACCAUGGAUUCUCUCUUGUUUUUCACAGUCAAUAACCUUAAUGUUUUUUGUCUUUGUUUGUUUUGUUUCAUAGAUACCAAACAAACAGAUAAACACAUGUUUGUGUAAGGUUAAUUUAAAGAAGUUACAUUUGGGACUGAGAGAUAGAUACUAAGCAGCCAAAAAGUAUACAAGCCUUCCGAUGGUC